Molecule: messenger RNA, 2130 nt
Organism: Lolium perenne
Lineage: Eukaryota; Viridiplantae; Streptophyta; Magnoliopsida; Poales; Poaceae
Molecular function (GO): catalytic activity
Source: RefSeq, a predicted model, not a curated record
AUGAAACCCAAAGGAACCUCGUUGCGGCGUAACCCUCUUAGCGACGCGCCACAUCGGAACCCGGGUGUGGUGUCAAAUGGGCAAGGGUCGGGCCGUCACCCCCUUGGUGGUGCGCCGUAUCUUGAUCUGGAUACGGUGAUAAGUGAGCAAGGGUCGGGUCGCCGCAUCCUUAGUGGCACGUUGCACCGACGCCACGGUGUAGUGAAAAAUGAGCAAGGGUCUCCGCAUUUGACUCGACGAGUGCGGAGGGUAAGGAAGUUAGCCGAGCCUAGGAGGAUACGCUUAGGUACCUGGAAUGUAGGGUCCCUGAUGGGUAAGUUACGGGAGUUAGUUGAUACGGCGGUGAGGAGGCGUGUUGAUGUCCUGUGUGUCCAAGAGACCAAAUGGAAGGGACAGAAGGCGAAGGAGGUGGAGGAUACCGGUUUCAAGUUGUGGUACACGGGGACAACUUCAAACAAAAAUGGAGUAGGCAUCUUGGUCAAUAAGAGCCUCAGGGAUGGAGUUGUGGACGUCAAGAGGCAAGGGGACCGGAUGAUCCUUGUCAAGCUGGUCGUUGGGGACUUAGUCCUCAAUGUUAUCAGCGCCUAUGCCCCACAAGUAGGCCACAAUGAGAGCACCAAGAGGGAGUUCUGGGAAGGCCUAGAGGACUUGGUUAGGAGGGUACCUAUUGGUGAGAAGCUCUUCAUAGGAGGAGACCUCAAUGGCCAUGUGGGUACAUCUAACACAGGUUUUGAAAGGGUGCAUGGGGGCUUUGGCUAUGGCAUCAGGAACCAAGAAGGAGAAGACAUCCUGAGCUUCGCUCUAGCCUAUGACAUGAUUGUAGCUAACACCCUCUUUAGGAAGAGAGAAUCCCAUCUAGUGACGUUCAGUAGUGGCCUACACUCUAUCCAGAUUGAUUUUGUCCUCUCUAGAAGAGAAGACAGACGCGCCUGCAUCGAUUGUAAGGUGAUACCUGGAGAGAGUGUGGUCCCUCAACAUAAGCUGAUGGUUGCUGAAUUUUGCUUUAGGAUCCGUGUCCAGCGGGGUAAGCGCGCCAAAGUCGCUAGAACAAAGUGGUGGAAGCUCAAGGGUGAGGCAUCCCAGGCUUUCAGGGAGAGGGUUAUUAAGGAGGGCCCUUGGGAGGAAGGAGGCGAUGCAAACAUGAUGUGGACGAGUAUGGCGACCUGCUUGCGGAAGGUCGCUGUAGAGGAGUUUGGGGUGACUAAGGGAAGUAGAAGGGAAGCUAAGGAUACCUGGUGGUGGAACGUUGAGGUCCAGAAGGUUAUUAGGGAGAAGAAGGACUGUUUUAGAUGCCUAUAUCUGGACAUGAGUGCAGCUAACAUGGAGAAGUACAAGGUGGCGAAGAAGGCUGUAAAGCGGGCGGUGAGUGAAGCAAGGGGUCGGGCGUAUGAGGACCUCUACCAACGUUUAAACACGAAGGAAGGCGAAAGGGACAUCUAUAAGAUGGACAAGUUUAGGGAGAGGAAGACAAGGGAUGUCAACGAAGUCAAAUGCAUCAAGGACGGAGAGGAUCAGCUUCUUGUGAAGGAUGAGGCGAUCAAGCGUAGAUGGCGGGAGUACUUUGACAACCUUUACAAUGGAGAGGUUGAGAGCUAUACCAUUGAGCUAGACGACUCCUUUGAUGAUACCAGCAUGUGCUUUGUGCGACGUAUCCAGGAGUCUGAGGUUAAGGAGGCGUUAAAGAGGAUGAAAGGAGGCAAGGCGAUGGGUCCUGAUGGAAGUUGGAGUGGUGAACGGGACACUGUUGCCAAGAGAGGCCGGACUACUGAGAAUCCACCCCGCCGGACUAGUGGUCGCGCACCUCCUGCAGCUCAUCAGACUACUGACACUGGCAGCUCGGAGAGGAGAAUAACCAAGUCAGUUGGUGGUAAGAAAAAGGAUAAGCAUGCCGCCCAAGAAGACCGCACCAUGACUUGGAUGACUGGCAAGGAGAAGUACUCCUGCGCCUACACACAGUUCUGUGCGGCUUUGGGUUGUGUUGGUGACCGUGCUCCAGGGUACAGAAUCCACUCUCGGUCUAAGAUGACUAGAGGUGACAUCUCCUUUUGCUACCCCACUAACCCAACAGCUGGGCCUCCCACCAUCUCCGGAAUGUACUACUCAUACCUUUCUCUUGCCAAGAUGUUCUGA